This is a messenger RNA of Saccostrea echinata, 2157 nucleotides long. RefSeq lists its product as uncharacterized. Bases 15 to 2156 code for a protein of 713 amino acids. The transcript has 3 exons. The record is from RefSeq and is a predicted model, not a curated record. NCBI's taxonomy places the organism in Eukaryota, Metazoa, Mollusca, Bivalvia, Ostreida, Ostreidae.
GCAGUUUGGUGACCAUGAGAACCCACACUGGUCAAGUCCCGGCCCCAGAGGACGCGGACGUGUCCGACAGUGAGGACUCUUUGAUGAUUGACAGCGAGGAGGAGAACGCGAGCAGCGCGGACCUCAGAUUCAGGAAACCUCGUGGAAUAGGGACGCCCGACCACCCGGGAUUCGAAAAUUUCGAUAAAUUCAGACUGUAUAUGGAGAAUAAAAACACUCAAAGAAAAACAGAUACAGAUGUACGUAUCGUCAUCAGUUAUUUGCGCUCGGUCGAUGAGAACAGAAACCCAGAGGAUGUUCCAGCUGCCGAACUCGACCGAUAUUUGUCGACAUUUUUUACGAUUGUGAAGAAGCAUGAUGGGAAUGAUUACGAGCCCGCGAGUCUGCGCGGGAUGCUGUGUAGCAUCGAACGUUACCUUAAAAUGAAGAAUUAUCUCACCUCCGUGACUAGAGAUGCUGCUUUUGUUGGCACCAGACAAGCGCUCAAGUACAAACAACAAAGACUCAGAGAAAUUGGUAAAGGCAUCAAGAAGCCAAAUGAGCCCAUUGGCAAACUAGGGUUCGACCGCAUACACCAAUUAUUUUCCGAGCAAGAGAUGGGGCCACACACCCCAAUGUCGGUCAUUAACACUCUGUGUUUCGUCAUCAUAGUCCACUUUAGACUAAGAAAAGCCAUAGAUCAUAAGAAUUUACAAUGGGGAGACAUAGAGUUAAAGACAGACACUAAAGGAAAAGAGUACCUAGCGUACCAACCGAUGUCAGCAUCAAACCAGAGCUAUAAAGCUAACAAAAUCGCUGACUUAAAACUGUGUAUCUGGAGCAGACCCGAACUACAGGACAGAGAUCCUAUUAGCAUAUAUAAACUUUAUUCCAAGAAAAGACCGCCCAGCAUGCAACACGAGAAUUCGCCUUUCUACCUGGGAAUUACAACAAUUAACCCAACCCCUAUGCAAUCCUGGUACCGAACAUGUGCCAUGGGGGUUAAUAAACUUAGUGAUUUAGUGCGCAUGAUCCGUAGCAUCACUGGACUUCCGCGUACUACACUCGAUGGAUCAACAGAAAGCAUUUUGUCCGCCAACUUUUCCAUUCCGUCCACUAAUGACCGUCUUCCAUAUUCGUAUAAACCAAUCCCACCAGUCCCAAACUUCACCCCCAUCAAACCUAAACCUGAAUUACCGGAGGCGUCGACAGAGGAAAACAGCUUGACAGAAACCAUCAUUGAGGCGGAGGAAACUUCCCGGUCCGUGUGUCUGUCCGCCUCGGAAAGUCCACUCUCACAGUCUGACAGCGAGAAUUUAUCGCUAGUCAGCAAUGAAAGACGGAGUGACCAGACACCUUUAAAAAGAGCUAAGGAGACUAUCUGUGCAGUAAUGCAGACACUGGACCAAUCAGACGUGAAUGACCUACUGACCUGGCUACGGCAGUCACGCCUGGAUGAACGAGAAGAGAUUGGUAAGAUUACUGACAGUAAUACGAUUCAAAAGGAACCGGGUACUAAUGAAAACGAUGACACAAGACAUUUUACACUUGGCAUAGAAUUUAACUUGCGUGCACGACCUGGGGAGGAUCCAAUCAAAAUUACUUCCGUUGUAACCGAUAAAAUUGCCAAAAACAUGGACAAAGAGGAAAAAUGGAACGCAUGCAUUCAAAAUAGCCGUAAAAGAGAAUCUUCAUCAAGGGGCAAUGAAGGAGAAGACAAUAUGUCUACAAAUCUGUGUAAAAGAAAUAAAAUUGCCACGCCAAACCCUGUCAAUCUUACCAAUGAAAAUAUAUCGAACAGCGCGACAUCAUAUGAUGACGUUCCAAAGAUAAAUAAAAACAUAUCAAAUGAUUUGGGCUGUAGUGCUUCCAAUAGCAAUGCAGCUGAAACACAGAUGUCGGAACAUCUGUCCUCGACGACUGCGGAAAUUCUGCCAAACUUCACUUCCGGUUACAAUCCAGUUCCACAUGCUCAUAUGGCACCGAUACAACGCCCCUCAUUUUUUAGCACUCAUGAUCCUAACUGGACCAGUUCCCUACCCCACCCGUCUCUGUACCAUAGGGGAGGUCUGGACACCGUCACACCCAUGACUGCGCAUUGCAGCUACACCCAGUAUCAGUUCGCGCAAUCCUUGCAUUCUGCGAGCUCUUGCCAGUUCCCUCAAAGUAAUUUGUAGU